AGGGCGUCUCUGAAGAUUCAUGUUACGUGGUAGUUCAAUGUUAUGGAAGUGGUUCUACCCAGAGACUUAGCCCACACCUUUGCGAGCCGCCUAAACGAUAUCCAGGAACAAGUUGAGAUAAGUUGAAAACCUCUUCAAAACAACACUACGUUAUUCAGAUCAGUCCCAGCAACAGCUUGCAAAGAAGCCAGCAUGGGGCAAAAGAUACCCCAAGCCACGUCAAAGGGGACAACAAACUGCAGAAUCUACUGGUAGUCUCAUCCCGACGCAGACUAGAUCUGUUGAACAGGUACAUCGGAUGGGAGACGAUGGCGUCCAACACCUGGUCACAUCUUCAAGGCAGCAACAACCAGAACAGCAGGCAGCAACAGUAGCAACUACAGAGCUGGGAGACGUGAAUGUCGCCAUUGGCUCUGGAGGUGGAACCAUGUCUUCAGAAGACACAGAAUGGAAACUAGAAUCGACUCGGGAAGUAUUCGUGAAGACUAACAGUUUCAACCAGGUGGAGUCAAAGCUGAUUGAACAUGGACAUGUGACUAUCACGGGCGCCUCAGGAGAAGGAAGACAAGCAUGGCGCUGAUGCUGGGUGCUAAGUACAAGAAGAAAGGCUUUCAAUUGGUAUUUGUUGACAAUAUUGAUAAGUUUGAUCUUGCUGUCUGCGUCAAAGAUGGACAACCACUGUUCAUCGUUUUUGAUGAUUUGUUUGGAACCGGUUCAUCUGCAGAGAUUUCAAACCUUAGAAAGGUUCUGACAUCACUGGACGAAUUCAUCAAACACUUGACUCGGUCUUCUGAAAAGAAAAAAGAAGAAGGCACGACAGAAAAUGGAGACAGGAAAUGAUCACGCACUAAAACUUAGAGAUGUCAGACCAGAUCAUGACAUACUUCCACAACUAAAGGAGAAACAACAUUUAAACCUAUACAUUGUGUUCACGAGUAAAUCAUACAACUUUCAAGAAGUAGUACCUCGGCUAGGAGGACAGCAGUUUAAUUUCUUCAAGCCACAGACUGUUGUUGAUGUGACUAAAACUCCUCUCUAUCAAUAUUCUGUGGCCGAAAAAAAGGCAAUAUUCAGAAAGCACCAACAGAGAAACGGGCAGAGCGUACGGGUUGAUCUAGACCAGAUAUGCAACUCCAAAGAUAGUUUGUUUGGCUUUCCUAUGACAUGUUCCCUGUAUAGUAGCUUGCCUGAUUUCCAGAGUAAUCCUCUUCAAUUUUUCCUUAGGCCCCUGACCUACUUGCGUCAAGAAAUUGAUAUGAUCAUGGGAUCCAAACAAAAGAUAUCAGCGGCUCUUAUACUCAUGGUCCUUUACAAUGAUAAGCUUGAUCUGAGAAAGUUGGAGAAGAAAUCUGAUGACCAGCGUCUUGAGACAAAACUGCAAGCUGUGGAAACUAUUCUCCCAGGAAUCACUAGGGCAGACAUCUACGAAUCUGCUAAAAGACUAAGAGGAACAUUUCUUCUUGAAGGAGAUACAACAGCAUUUUCACAUCCAUCCAUACUUGAUGCAUGCCUAUGCUCUGUUUUUGAUCUCCAUCCAACUCUUGUUCUUACCAACUGUAGUAUGCAGUUCCUGUAUGAAAGGGUGAACCCCCACCCAUUAGCCACAACAGAAAUAGACAACUAUACUAACAUCAUCUUUGUGUCAGAAAACUACUAUGGUAUAAUAGCUGCAAGAAUAGCAGAAUCAGUAUUAAUAGGAGAAUAUAGAUGGUCAAUUUCCCAUCCACUGCUACAAAAUGAAUCGCUUGCAAAGAAAGUUCUUGAAAAUGAGAAGUUUAAAGAGUGGGUUAAGACAACUGAUUUUCGUUCUCCGGAUUGUGAUGAUAAAUAUUUCAUCUACUGGGCAGUACUCUCAAAGAGUGAAUACGUAGUGAGGUCCGUCAUAAAGCUUAGAGAUAACAUUUUCUCAGGGAACGAAAUCAAAGCAGCUCUUGAUGCAUCGAUAUUGGGUGGCAGAAUGGCAAUUAUGGAGGUAUUGUUCACUGCGUUUGAAGACAAGAUACCUCAAAACACUGUUUCUGAAUUGUUUCUUGAAGCUGCAGAACGUGAACACAUUGAAAUGGUAACGUUUCUACUGCAGAAAGGGGCUGACAUUGCUAACACUAAUGCAAACAAAGACAACAUUUUACAUGUCGCAUUGAGAAGAAAAAAUAUGCGGAUAAUAAACGUUGCACUACAGUUCAUGAAAGAACUGAGCCUUGUGAACGAUCGAAACAGGAAAGGGACGACCCCCGUCAUGUUGGCAGCUCUGUAUGGUCAAAAAGACGUUUUUGACUUACUGGUGUCCAAUGCAGCUGAUCUCACCCUGGCUGAUGACGAAGAUGAAGGUGUGUUACAUUAUGCUUGUCAAGGUGGUAACAUGUCUAUUGUUCAACACCUCAUCAGAGUUUGUGAUAUUAACAAGAGAAGGCGUGAUGGUCGGACCCCAGUCAUGGUGGCAGCUGUGUGUGGUCAAAAAGACGUUUUUGACUUACUGAUGUCCAAUGCAGCUGAUCUCACCCUGGCUGAUGACGAAGAUGAAGGUGUGUUACAUUAUGCUUGUCAAGGUGGUAACAUGUCUAUUGUUCAACACCUCAUCAGAGUUUGUGAUAUUAACAAGAGAAGGCGUGAUGGUCGGACCCCAGUCAUGGUGGCAGCCCUGUGUGGUCAAAAAGACGUUUUUGACUUACUGGUGUCCAAUGCAGCUGAUCUCACACUGGUUGAUGACGAAGAUGGAGGAGUGUUACAUUAUGCUUGUGAAGGUGGUAACACGUCUAUUAUUCGACACCUUAUCACAGUAUGUGACAUUAACAAGAAAGGGCGUGUAGGUCGGACCCCAGUCAUGCUGGCAGCUCUGUGUGGUCAAAAAGACGUUUUUGACUUACUGGUGUCCAAUGCAGCUGAUCUCACCCUGGUUGAUGACGAAGAUGAAGGUGUGUUACAUUAUGCUUGUGAAGGUGGUAACACGUCUAUUGUUCAACACCUUAUCACAGUAUGUGACAUUAACAAGAAAGGGCGUGGUGGUCGGACCCCAGUCAUGGUGGCAGCUCUGUAUGGUCAAAAAGACGUUUUUGACUUACUGGUGUCCAAUGCAGCUGAUCUCACACUGGCUGAUGAUAAAGAUGAAGGUGUGUUACAUUAUGCUUGUCAAGGUGGUAACACGUCUAUUAUUCGACACCUCAUCAGAGUUUGUGAUAUUAACAAGAGAGGGCGUGAUGGUCGGACCCCAGUCAUGUUUGCAGCUCUGUGUGGUCAAAAAGACGUUUUUGACUUACUGAUGUCCAAUGCAGCUGAUCUCACCCUGGCUGAUGACGAAGAUGAAGGUGUGUUACAUUAUGCUUGUCAAGGUGGUAACAUGUCUAUUGUUCAACACCUCAUCAGAGUUUGUGAUAUUAACAAGAGAAGGCGUGAUGGUCGGACCCCAGUCAUGGUGGCAGCCCUGUGUGGUCAAAAAGACGUUUUUGACUUACUGGUGUCCAAUGCAGCUGAUCUCACACUGGUUGAUGACGAAGAUGGAGGAGUGUUACAUUAUGCUUGUCAAGGUGGUAACACGUCUAUUAUUCGACACCUCAUCAGAGUUUGUGAUAUUAACAAGAGAGGGCGUGAUGGUCGGACCCCAGUCAUGUUUGCAGCUCUGUGUGGUCAAAAAGACGUUUUUGACUUACUGAUGUCCAAUGCAGCUGAUCUCACACUGGUUGAUGAUAAAGAUGAAGAUGUGUUGAAUUAUGCUUGUGAAGGUGGUAACACGUCUAUUGUUCAACACCUCAUCACAGUAUGUGACAUUAACAAGAAAGGGCGUGAUGGUCGGACCCCAGUCAUGGUGGCAGCUGUGUGUGGUCAAAAAGACGUUUUUGACUUACUGAUGUCCAAUGCAGCUGAUCUCACCCUGGCUGAUGACGAAGAUGAAGGUGUGUUACAUUAUGCUUGUCAAGGUGGUAACAUGUCUAUUGUUCAACACCUCAUCAGAGUUUGUGAUAUUAACAAGAGAAGGCGUGAUGGUCGGACCCCAGUCAUGGUGGCAGCCCUGUGUGGUCAAAAAGACGUUUUUGACUUACUGAUGGCCAAUGCAACUGAUCUCACCCUGGUUGAUGAUGAGUAUAACAGUGUGUUACAUUAUGCUUGUGAAGGUGGUAACACGUCUAUUGUUCAACACCUCAUCACAGUAUGUGACAUUAACAAGAAAGGGCGUGAUGGUCGGACCCCAGUCAUGGUGGCAGCUGUGUGUGGUCAAAAAGACGUUUUUGACUUACUGGUGUCCAAUGCAGCUGAUCUCACACUGGUUGAUGACGAAGAUGAAGGUGUGUUACAUGAUGCUUGUGAAGGUGGUAACACGUCUAUUGUUCAACACCUUAUCACAGUAUGUGACAUUAACAAGAGAAGGCGUGAUGGUCGGACCCCAGUCAUGCUGGCAGCUCUGUAUGGUCAAAAAGACGUUUUUGACUUACUGGUGUCCAAUGCAGCUGAUCUCACACUGGUUGAUGAUAAAGAUGAAGGUGUGUUGAAUUAUGCUUGUCAAGGUGGUAACACGUCUAUUGUUCAACACCUCAUCACAGUAUGUGACAUUAACAAGAAAGGGCGUGAUGGUCGGACCCCAGUCAUGCUGGCAGCUCUGUAUGGUCAAAAAGACGUUUUUGACUUACUGGUGUCCAAUGCAGCUGAUCUCACACUGGUUGAUGAUAAAGAUGAAGGUGUGUUGAAUUAUGCUUGUCAAGGUGGUAACACGUCUAUUGUUCAACACCUCAUCACAGUAUGUGACAUUUACAAGAAAGGGCGUAAUGGUCGGACCCCAGUCAUGGUGGCAGCCCUGUGUGGUCAAAAAGACGUUUUUGACUUACUGAUGGCCAAUGCAGCUGAUCUCACCCUGGUUGAUGAUAAGUAUGACAGUGUGUUACAUUAUGCUUGUCAAGGUGGUAACACGUCUAUUAUUCGACACCUCAUCAGAGUUUGUGAUAUUAACAAGAGAGGGCGUGAUGGUCGGACCCCAGUCAUGCGCGCAGCUCUGUGUGGUCAAAAAGACGUUUUUGACUUACUGAUGUCCAAUGCAGCUGAUCUCACCCUGGCUGAUGAUAAAGAUGAAGGUGUGUUACAUUAUGCUUGUCAAGGUGGUAACAUGUCUAUUGUUCAACACCUCAUCAGAGUUUGUGAUAUUAACAAGAGAGGGCAUGAUGGUCGGACCCCAGUCAUGCGCGCAGCUGUGUGUGGUCAAAAAGACGUUUUUGAGUUACUGAUGUCAAAUGCAGCUGAUCUCACCCUGGUUGAUGAUGAGUAUGACAGUGUGUUACAUUAUGCUUGUCAAGGUGGUAACACGUCUAUUAUUCGACACAUAAUCAGAGUUUGUGAUAUAAACAAGAGAGGGCAUGAUGGUCGGACCCCAGUCAUGCGCGCAGCUCUGUGUGGUCAAAAAGACGUUUUUGAGUUGCUGAUGUCCAAUGCAGCUGAUCUCACCCUGGUUGAUGAUGAAGAUAAAGGUGUUUUACAUUAUGCUAUUGAGGGUGGUAACAAUUCUAUUGUUCAACGCCUUCAUCAAGGUUUGUGAUAUUAAGAGCAGGGGCGUGGUGGUCUCACAACUGAUGACGAAGAUGACGGAGUGUUACAUUACACUUGUGUAGGUGCUAACGGGUCUAUUGUUCAACACUUUCUCACAAAAUGUGACAUCAGCAAGAAAGGGCGCGAUGGUCUGACCCCAGUCAUGGUGGCAACUCUGUGUGGUCAAAAAGACGUUUUUGACUUACUGUUGUCCAGUGCAGCUGAUCUGACAUGAAGAUGACAGUGUAUUACAUUAUGCUAUUGAGAGUUGUAGCAUUUCUGUUGUUUAACACCUUCAUCAAGGUUUGUGAUAUUAACAAGAGAAAGCGUGAUGGUCGGAUCCAAGUCAUGAUGGCAGCUCUGUGUGGUCAAAAAACGUUUUUGACUUAUUUGUGUCUUACGAAGCUGGUAUCAUUUUAACUGGCAACGGUAAUACUAGUGUCUUGGUUGCAAUGCGUCUAUUCUGACAUUAAAAUAAGAGAGCAGGGUAGGACUGUGACCUAGAGCCAGUUGUUGUCAGAAGGAUGAGUAUGAUUUGUAAUCAACAAAGCUUCGUCGGGACCAUUCUUUGAAAUGCAAGAUCUGGAAAGACAAUAUUUUCUCUUGCUAGACGAAAACUACAGCAGGGCACGAUUUUGACCUGUAACGGGACGGUCACCCACUUUUGCCUUCACGCCAAUGAGGCAGCCAUAUUCGGUUGGUUUAUCCAAGAGGUCAACUUGGUGGCAGAACGGUAGGCAACCAGUCCAGGAAACAGAAGACUUGCUUGGCCUUAUGUGCCAAUAACAUGGAGAGAAGUUGAGGAAGAAAGUUUCAGAAUGAAAUUGGGAAAUGUUGGAAGAUAAAAUUUCCAGAAAAGCAUUACCAAGUCUAACAAACCAUUGUAUUUGCAAUGGUUAAAAGCCUUGUAAAUAGCAUUUGAUUACCAUUUAGCUUGAUCAUGUUUAAAUGUAUAUUAAAUAGUUGUGCUGUAUAUCCGUUUGUUUGAACAUUAAUGGCAAUACUUACAUCCACAGGUAGCAUUGUUGUAUUGUUGUUGUGAGCAUAAUGGUAACACAGCAGUGCACGUUUUGUCUAUAUCUCCUGAGUGUAGUGUUGGACGGUAUGUAAGUCGUAAUGCCAAAAUUGAUGAGAUCAGGUGGAGUGAAGGGCUUCUCUUCUCUUGGCAGUCACUGGGGAAACUACUUCCCAAUCUCGAGUGGUGGAUGUUAUUUUGGUAGACAACAUUGUGUAGUAUAGAUCAUCGUGAGUGUACUUCUUGGUUCGGUCAGGCAUCUUUUGCAGUCCUGUGGCCUCAUGAAUAAUAAUAACAGAACCACUAGUUGAUGUGCCCUGGGCCAAAUUGUUAAUUUUAUAAACAAAAUAAAAAUAUACCCGGUUACAGAAAAAUGACUUAGUGGAGAAGUAACAUUAAAUUAAAUGCUUAGGGGGAAUUCUUUCAUCCGUCUGUUAUAAGCAAAAUGUGAAAAUUAUUUCAUUUGUAUGAGGCUACUUAUUCCACAUCUAAAAAAUUGAAUCAUUUUUUUCAUGCAUCUAAAAUUGUUUUGUUUGCCUUAUUAGUCGCAUGUAUUAAGGAUUACUUUGUGUAUGUCAUUGAUAAAAUUAUUUAGAUGAUUAUUGGUUAGAUGUACCAACUUCUUGUAAAUGCAGUUGAUAUUGGUUAUGUCGAUGCUCGAUUAUAUGUUAAAUACCAGUUCAUGUAUGGUUGUUCCAAGAAUACUAUCAAUCUGUUAUAUAAUGCCCUUGGACCAGGCAGGUGUCUGCACAUCUGAGACAGAUGGUUAUGUUAAACUGAAUGUUCCGGGGAGAUGUCUUCAUUAGGGUGCUUGCUCAACGUCUGAUUCAGAUGGAAUAUUGUGGAAGGCUACAGAAGGACUUGAUCACAACCAAGUACCAUCAUCAACUGGGAUGAGAGAGUGAUGUGAGACUUGGGUGUGGGGAUACGCCUGUAGUGACAGAUAUAUCAUUACUGUGGACUCUGUUGACCUGUGACUUUGGCGACAUACUUGGACGUCCCUCGUGUGUUAAUAUGAACAUUCAGAACAGUCGCGCCAAAGCGCUGUGUAUGGUGUAUUCUUUAAUGUAUAGAGCCAUGUGAUUAUAUGGAUACUGUAGUGAUGUGAACAAUCCCAUUCUGUUAUAUA
Molecule: messenger RNA, 7649 nt
Organism: Haliotis rubra (blacklip abalone)
Lineage: Eukaryota; Metazoa; Mollusca; Gastropoda; Lepetellida; Haliotidae
Product: serine/threonine-protein phosphatase 6 regulatory ankyrin repeat subunit A-like
Exons: 6
Coding region: 824-5515 (1563 amino acids)
Molecular function (GO): protein binding
Source: RefSeq, a predicted model, not a curated record